GAGCUACACUGUGAUAUGCUACCUUGUCACUUAUUAACUUUAUUUACUCUAUUCUACAAGCUUUUGUGACAUCACAAAAGCUGUAAGAGUUACGAUUAAGCCCCAAGUGCCUCGUAUGGGAUUGACUUUGCGCUCUGUGGCUUUAUUUCUUCGGGACGAGUGAAUUUAUAUUGGACAGCAAGGUGGACUCCUUCAAUUUCCUUGAAAAGUUUAGUGGGCAACUUUCAUUCGGAGGAAUUUUGUGUACAUUUCCAAGCGGGAGAGUCGCAUGCUUUCCUCCAUCCUUGUCGUCGGGUCUCUAUGGAGAGUUCGCCCCGGCGGAGGCGCGCACUCUGCUCUACGCCGCCACCACUCGUGAAUUCCUCGACCUGGAUACGACGAGGCGACGCACUUAACCUCAUUUGAAUGCCUUUGCAAGGUGUUUGUUGGUUGCUGUGCUGCCGCCAGGGCUUCAGUUUGCUGGGGAGGGACUAUGGGGAGAAAGAGGAGGAAGAGUCUUUCGAGUUGCGCAACAAGGACGACCUGACUCCCAAUGGACAGAGUCCAGUCGAGGUGAUUCACGUUUCUCAACCGAUUUGUACAGCCAAUGGGACAAACGGAGUGGUCGUGUCAGACGCAGCUGACGAGAUGAAGAGCCUUAUCCUGGAGAAGAACAAGGCGGCCCUGGAGGAAGAACCAGAAAUUCUAGUCAAAGGUUGGUUGCUGCGUGAGGUGAGAGGCAAUUGGAUCAAGCAACGGCGCUUCUGGUUCGUGCUAAGCCAGGACUCCCUCGACUACUACAGCGGCCCGGAAAAGGGAGCCCGCCGACUGGGAACACUGGUGCUCACCAGCCUCUGCUCUGUCAUCUGGCCAGACAAGCAGACCUUCAAGGAGACGGGCUACUGGAGCAUCACAGUGUAUGGGCGCAAACACUGCUACAGACUGUACACCAAGCACUUCAACGAGGCCGUGCACUGGGCCUGCGCCAUCCAGAAAAUCAUCGACACCAAAUCGCCCGUGCAGACACCCACGCAGCUCCUAAUCCAGGACAUCGAGGAGAACAAGUUCAACCCCGAAGUGGUGGAGCACAUCUACCAGCACAACCCCAUUCUCAAGUAUACCCAAGGCCCCCUCUACGCCCCGUUGCUGCCCUUCCCCUAUGGCAGCCUGGAGCACACAUACCACCACGGCAAAGGCUACGGCUCACUGUGCGAGGAGGCCGUCAAACUCUUCAACGGCCUUCAGCAGCUGGAGUCGGCGCAUGACGCCGUGCCCAUCAUCCAAGGAGUGCUCCAGACCUGCCUCGACCUGCGGCCGCUACGCGACGAGGUCUACUGCCAGUUGGUGAAGCAGACCAGCCACACACCCGCUCCCUACACAGCCGCUCACCUGCGAUACUGGCAACUGCUCACCUGCAUGAGCUGCACCUUCCUGCCUGGAGCCACUGUCCUCAAGUACCUUCGUUUCCAUCUCAAGAGGAUUCAGAACCAGAGUCCAGAAUCGGAAAUGGACAACUACGCAUCUUUUAUCUGCGAGGCACUGGAGAAGACCAAGUGUCGUGAGUGCGUUCCCUCAUGGGAGGAGAUCCAGAUGCUGAUGAGCAGGCAGGAGAUGCUGUGCAUGGUGCACUAUCCUGGACCUGGGUGCUGCCAGCUUUACAUCAGUUCGCAUACCACUGCCAAUGAGGUGGUGCAGAGGAUGCAGCAGAGGCUAGGCUUGAAGGACAGCAAGAACACAUUCGCGUUGUAUGAGCAGAACGCACUGUGGGAGAGGCCGUUGUCAGGCGGCGCGCUCAUCGCAGACAUCCUCACCAGCGUCUCCAACAAAGAGUGUGAAUCCAAAGGCCAACGGAAACUGUGGUUCAAGCUCUAUUGCCUUCUGGAUGCCGACAGCAUAUCAGUGGAAAGCAUCGAGUAUCUCUUCCUCUUUGAGCAGUGUCACGAGAUGGUGGUACGUGGGCAGCUGCCCGCCUGCGAGGAGGACCUCCAGACGCUAGCGGCCCUCCGACUUCAAGCCAUCGUGGGGGACUUCAGCACGCACACGCCCUGCCCGCCCCUGGACGAACUCUUUCCCGGCCACGUGCUGGAAGCCCGCGUCCUGGCGUCGCAGGUGUCCCCGGCGACGGGCUGCCCCGCCGCCCAGCGAUUCCCCGCGGGCCUGCUGGCGGGGGCGCUGUGGAGCCAUGCGGCGGCGCACAAGCAGAAGGCUGAGAAGAACCUUCGCCUCCGCAGCCGUGUGAAGGAGGAGGCGGCGGCCGUCACAGGGGCCAUCUUGGAGCGCUGGAGGGGACUGGCGGGCUCCGACCGGAGAGACAGCAUGGCCGCUUACCUCACCAUCGCGCGCCAGUGGUCCGGCUUCGGAUGCACGCUCUAUGAAGUCGACUUCUACAUUAGUUCAACGGGGAGUUUUUCCCAGAAGUUAUGGUUGGGGGUGGCGGCCGGCAGUGUCUCUCUCUAUCGGCAAGGAGAGGCCGAGGCCCUGGAGUCCUUUCCCUACGGACAGAUCUGCUCGUACGGCGUCUCUGACAGCAACACAUUCAAGAUCAGCGCCGGCGGCCGCGACAUGCUCUUCGAAACCAACAAGCUGAGCGAGAUCACACAGCUGAUGAAUGCUUACUUCAACGCCACGCAUCUGCAACGAGGCAAAAGUGACGGCGUCAAAAUCCACGACGGGACUCCGACGGGGUUCCGCCACCCGUCCGCGCCUGCCCUACUCGAGCUGCCCUCGCACCCCGUCUGACGCGGAGGCCGCCAAAGUUGGCGUCGCCACCGAGAACUUCCACGUCUGCUUUCUUUCGGAACGUUCCUCGAAGGCUGCCGUUGUCCCUCCCCCCUUACCCGCAACCUUCACGGAGGCGUUUUAAUAAGGUCUCGGAUCAGGUUUGCAUUAGUGUCUAUGCGGCCAAUUGUGUGAACUUGGAACUGGAAACAGAUGUUGCCUUUUGGCAGCUCAAGUCACUCCCGCCGUUGCCUCCGCAGCUUCUUCUUCUUCUGCGGUUUCUCUACCACUCGUCCCGGAUCGAUGACGUUGCGGCGCAGCUUUGCUAACAACGAUAAAAGAAGUGGUACCUUGACCUUGACUUGUGUCAUAAGCUGUUAUUGUUUUUGUGUGUCUGUCGCAAUGAAUUAUUGAAGUUAGGCGCGUGCUUCACAUAUGCCGUCCGGCAACAUACGGCAGACAUACAAUUGUUAAAGUGGGCUAACUAUAGAUUUGAAAUAUACAAGGCUAGAUGUCUAAAGUCAGCGGCGUAAGUAAAAUACUUUUAACCCUCUAAAAUAUGUGGAUGAUUGUUAGCAUUUAGUUGUAAAUCUGCAACGCCUGCUUGAACAGGUUUAACUCGUUGAAAUCUUGACGGAUUGGCUUAUGCAAACCGUAUCAAUAUGAUUCAGGCUGGAAGGUCAAAUAUCUAAUUGUUUCAAGAGGUGGGUAAUGAGGCUUUACAUUUACUUGAGUAACUUUUUGAGAAGAAUUUACUCAGUUUUACCACACCUUAAUUUUACUGGAGUAGACCUGUGAAGAAGAAAUGCCACUCAUAAUCGGGCUACACUACAAUCAUUACAUUAUUCCUCAUAUUAUGUACAGUGAAGAAAAUAAGUAUUUGAACACCCUGCUAUUUUGCAAAAUCUCCAACUUGGAAAUCAUGGAGGUGUCUGAAAUUUCCAUCGUAGGUGCAUGUCCACUGUGAGAGAGACAAUCUGAAAAGAAAAAUCCAGAAAUCACAAUUGGCCCACCCAUCAGUCAGAUUUCUGGGCUGUCGCCGGGCUGUUUGAGCUCCCUUCAAAGAUGUUCUAUUGGGUUAAUGUCUGGAGACCGGCUAGGCCAUGCUAGAACCUUGUUAUGCUUCUUACGGAGCCACUCCUUGGUUUUCCUGGCUGUGUCCUUCGGGUCAUUGUCAUGUUGGAAGACCCAAGCAUGACCCAUCUUUAGUACUCUAACUGAAGGAAAGAGGUUGUUCCAUAAAAUCUCACAAUACAGGGCCCCAGUCAUCCUCUCUUUAAUACAGUGCACUCGUCCUGUCCAGUGCACAGAAAAAGACCCCCAAAGCAUGAUGCUACCACCCCCAUGCUUCACAGUAGGGAGGGUGUUCUUGAGGUCAUCAUUCUUCUUCCUCCAAGCAAGUUAGUGGAAUUAUUACCAAAAAGUUCUACUUUACUAUCAUUUGACAACAAAACAUGACUCCUCUGCAUUAUCCAAAUGGUCAUAGGCAAACUUAAGACUGCCUUGUAAUACUUAUUUGCAGCUGUAUCACAUAAAUAAAUUGUUAAAAUAUCAUGCAUUGGGAUUUCUGGAUUUUUCUUUUUAGAUUAUCUCUUUCACAGUGGACAUACACCUUUGAUGAAAAUUUCAGACUUCUGCAUGAUUUCUAAGUGGGAGAACUUGCAAAAUAGGGUGUUCAAAUACUUAUUUUUUUCACUGUAUAGAAAGAGAUGUUGCAAAUAUAGUCACCUGACAACACACAAGCUUCCAGUCAGUGGUCCUAUGAUUACGCCAGCCUGUUCAAUCACGUGGCGUCUUUAAAAAUUAUGCGUAGAGUGCUGCCAACAACAUUACUGGAGAGCGCAGACUUCAAUCUCUCUCCCUGUUUAUAUUUGGCACCGUUAGACUACGGAUAACCAAAUAUAGUGUGUAGGUAGGUUUAGGUUUUCUCCACUCGAGAGCACUCAUGCUCUGUAGAUGGGUGAUAUUUUUAUUUCUGUAGAUUUUUCUAGUUGAAAUUGGAUUUUUGGUUUUUGUUGGCCUAAUAUUGUCAUGUAAUAGGAUAUAGUAUAUAAUAAUAACAGUUCAUAGAGGUAAUGUUGUGCUGAGGUAAAAAAAAAGUUAAAAAAACAAAAAAUCUGCCAUUGUGAAGGUGGCGGGAACAGUACUCUACCGGCCUGAGGUGCUCCCCGGUACCAUACAACACACCCCUCUCGGCCCGUGGGUGGAUGCACCUCCGUCCCUUGGGCCUGUCUUUGGCUCCGCCCGCCUCUGCCUGCCUGCGGCAGCUGCCGCUGCUGCCCUUCUAUCAGCCGGGUUGUCGGGGGGCCUUCCUGGGGCCCGUGGGAUCUGGGGUGGGGCUUGCUGUUCACUGCAGGGGUGGUGGGUUGUCUCCUGGUCUCCUGCGUGUGGUGUGGCGCCCGUUCGAGGAUGCGAAUUGGGGGUCCAGGGGGUGGCGGGAUAGUCCCAUCAUUCCUUCCCUAAAGGCCGGUUAAUGGGGGUGCGGAUGGUCCGGGGGACUAGGCAUGUGCCGGUAUGAUAUUCUGACGGUAUGAUAACCCUAAGUCAAAAUAUCACUGUAUCACAGUUUUGCAAUUACAGCACUAAAAGGUGUUAAUUUGGGAUAUCUUUAAAAAAAACAAACUUUUUUCCAUUUAACAGUAUUUUUAUUUUUCUAAACAUAUUAGUAAAUUGGAACAUAAGUACAAUGUUAGGUUGGAAUAAAAUUUUGUUGUUGUGUUUACUAACCUUUAAUUUUGUAAAAAUGCAAAAUCAUAUUGGAGGUAUUACCUCCUCGGUAUCCACCCUCCAAGUUGGCACUCCUCCUCCAAGUUGCAGCCGUUUGUAACUUUUCAGUAGCCAAAGUAUUCCCAUACCAGCCAUUUCAUUUUCUUUGAUGGGGAAAAAAGUUCAGGAGUUUCACCUAUUGCAGCCAUUGUGUAGCACAGCUGACUCGCUGACACUGAGCAACAACCGGUGGAGGAAGGUUGAGCCUUGCAGCUGUAAGCAAGGGAUUUCUCCCCUGUAUUUGUAGAACAUGAAAAAUAGCUAAUACCUUAGAGACGGUAUGAUGAGAAAUUUUUGCGGUUUUGAAACCUUGACGUUUUCAUACCACGGUAUACCUUGAAACCGGCAAUCGCCACAUGUCUACGGGGGACCCCACUGGGUCACGGGGGGGUGGCUGGGGAGCACCCAGGGUACCAGGGGAAUGGCUGCGCCCCCUUGCUGGAGCUACGGGAGAAGGGAUGGGCUAUGCUGGCUCGCCCCCACUGAUUGGCUGGUGAGUGGCCGUGGCCCUAGGGCACCCCGCCCAGCAUUUUCACUUGUCUGCAGGACUAUCACACGUCUGAUGGGAUUCAUGCAUGACUGGGUGCAGUAAGAUACACUCAAGCAGAUAAACUAUCGGUGCCAGGAUUAGCGAUCAGGCAGCAUAGAAUAGGAUGUCAACAUAUCCGCAUUUAGAAGUGAUUCACAUAAUAUUGGGUUCUACACCUCACAUUGCUGAUUUGUGUACGCUCCACCCAACCUAAUCUCAUCUCUUUCUGACUAACCCCCCCCCCCCCCCCUUUUUUUUUUUUUUGUCCUCGGUCAUCAGGGCCCCAUGGUGUCAACCGGAUACUUACUUACGAUUAUUCACUUGUACAUGAGUAAUUUUUUUAGAUGACUACUUUGACUUAAGUGAUAUUAUUUCGAAGUAACGCUACUCUUACUUGAGUAAUAGUUUUGGCUAACCUACCCGCCUCUGAUUAUUCUUAAAUAUGCAAUUUAUUGCAUCUCGCUGGCAUUUAUGAAAAACCAAGCUGUUCCAAAAUUGGUUGAACAUUUUCAAAGAACGAUCUACUAAUGGAACGACCCUAACGCGAAAAAGUGACAUAUCAGACAUCUAGCCUUCUAUAUAUGUUAAUUCGCAAGCAUCCCUCACACUACAAAUGGAUUGGACUUCAUUCGCCGUUAAUCCAAGGAUGUUUUUGUAGUUUUUUUUUUCUGGAAACAAUGCCUUUAUUUCCUUCAAUCAUGUCUUAAAUGCACACAAGUGCGCCUUUUCCCGUUAGCAUUGUGAUUAGCCACGCUCAAAAUUUAUUUUGGGGCAUAUUUGCAAUCGUGGCCAGGAAACAAAAUUUAUCCACACACAAACACCGAAUCUAAGCACAAAACAUGCUUACACUUUAUUUAGGGUUAGAAAAUGUCAUGAUUUUGGCCUUCGAUUUCAAUCCCAAUCUAGGGACCGUCUGCCAAUGACGAGCCCUUUGUGUUGAUGCUUUAAAAAUAAAAGUGUUAUAGAAUUAUCUGACGGACCAAAGAUGUUUUUGGCUAUAUAUUUUGAUUACGUUCGCCUCUCCCAGCUUUUCAUUAAAGCGUUUAAUUGCAUUGUAGGAGCGAUUUUGCGGCGCUAAUCGUGUUUGCCCACAUGACAGUAAAGAAAAGAAAAGGGUUUGAUAUGGGAUCAAUCCGCCAAACUUUUGACUGCUUCGCAGCUGCAGGCAGCUCCGGGAUGAUGUAGCAAAAGAAGAAAAGAAAGCUUUUUGUUGUUUUAUAUUCGGCUUGUUUGUACGCUGCAUGGUACCUCUUUAUCUAAUGUGUGUGUUUAUAGUUGAUUGCACUAUUUUUCUUAACUAACUUGGAAGUGCAAUAAGACAAAUACUGUAUGUAAUUAUUAAUAAAAACACCAUUUUAUCACAAUUCCUCAUUUGUUUUUGUUUUGGGUUUUGUUUGUGUAAUGUGACAUUACUUGUGCAUCAAAGUUCCUUUAAAACACAGGUGUCCAACCUGCGGCCCAGAGGCCAGAUCCGGCCCAUCGCGUCAUGGUGUGUGG
This is a messenger RNA of Corythoichthys intestinalis (scribbled pipefish), 7489 nucleotides long. RefSeq names its product pleckstrin homology, MyTH4 and FERM domain containing H3 (gene plekhh3). NCBI's taxonomy places the organism in Eukaryota, Metazoa, Chordata, Actinopteri, Syngnathiformes, Syngnathidae. The coding region runs from base 406 to 2718 and encodes 770 amino acids. Gene Ontology annotation, cellular component: cytoskeleton. The transcript is spliced from 13 exons. The record is from RefSeq and is a predicted model, not a curated record. Gene Ontology annotation, biological process: signal transduction.